This is a messenger RNA of Miscanthus lutarioriparius, 750 nucleotides long. The record is from the annotation of a GenBank genome assembly. NCBI's taxonomy places the organism in Eukaryota, Viridiplantae, Streptophyta, Magnoliopsida, Poales, Poaceae.
AUGGGAGCAGGAGCAGGAGGAGAAGGAGAAGGGAAGGCCGCGCCGGCGCCGGCGACGAGGGUGCUGGUGGUGGACGACUCCCCCGUCGACCGCAAGGUCGUGGAGCUGCUGCUCCGGAACCACAAGGGCGGCGCUGCGCCAUUCCACGUUACCGCCGUCGACAGCGGCAAGAAGGCAAUGGAGCAUCUCCGGCUGAUGGGACAAGAGAGCCUGGAUUCAUCUGCCGCUCAUGCUAAUGAGCUAACCGUUGACAUCGUGCUCACUGACUACUGCAUGCCGGAGAUGACUGGCUACGACCUCCUCAAGGCCAUCAAGGCGUUGAGCUCCCCUAAUCCGAUCCCGGUGGUGGUGAUGUCGUCGGAGAACGAGCCCCAGCGGAUCAGCAGAUGCUUAACAGCUGGUGCCGAGGAUUUCAUCCUCAAGCCCCUCAAGACCAAGGACGUGCAGCGCCUGCGCAACUGCUCCAGCGCUACUAGACCACCCAAGGACGAUGCCGGCGCGGACGCCCAUCAGUGCGAGAGCUUCAGCAGCAGCAGAAAGCUGCGAUCCGAUCAGAAUCAGAUGGCCAAGCCUGGGAACAGAUCACAACUGACAGGAUUAACCAUGGUGCUGCAUGCCUCCAGCAUUGAAGUCUCGCACUACUUGCAGUUCCUCUUCAAGUUCGUGCUGCUCGUGUACGCGGUGCUGUGCCUGAGCGAGCUCCUCCACAGAUGGUCCAACGGCUCCGUCCUCUCCCUGUGGUCUGCAUGA